AUGGCUCAAGGACAUUACAUCUGGAGAAAUGUGUCAGGUCAUAGCACUGAAGAGUGUGUUCCUAACUACCUUGGGGCUGACUACAGUUAUCAGUUGGACGUGGACUACCCCAAAUGCGUGGACAAUUUCCAAAACGGCACCACCAUUAAGCGGCUAAGCCUUAAAAGGAGGCCCAGAGUGGCCACCAAUAGUGCAGAAAAAAUGCAGAGUGGUAUUUCAUCCAGCCAGUGGCAUUCUGCAGAAUCCUUGUCAUCAUCUAGUACUGAUGAUACUAGACUACUGGGCAGGUCUUCUACAACCAGAGGUCGACCACCUCUUCCUCCAGCACAUGGGACAUCCUUGGAUAACAAGUUGCCAAAGAAUGAGGGACCAGCAAUGUCUCAAAUACACACUGAAACAAAGCCUCAGCCUGCUGUAAGGUCUCUAGUUUUACAAAGGCAAACCCCCAUGGUGGAAAAACCCACCGUGGAGACCCAGAAGCACAUGGAGCAGGAGAUGACCAGCCAGCUUCCACCUCAGCCCCACCCUCGUCGACGACUGGCCAGCUUUGGAGGGGUAAGCUCCUCUGGGUCACUCUCCCCCUUCACUGGCCUGGGUGCAUAUAAUCAGAACAACAAUGGGAACAAGCCUGCUGGCACAGGGGGUGAUAUGCAUGGCCACCUUAGCUCAUCCCUGGGCAGUAGAGGCAGCACAGGGUGCCUGAGAUUGAGCCCACAGAGCUCUGGUAGAACCACUCCAGUUGGCCCCAUGCACCUGCAGCAUGUCCGUGAUCAGAUGGUGGUAGCUCUGCAGAGGUUGAAGGAGCUGGAGGAGCAGGUGAAAAUCAUCCCCAUCCUCCAGGUAAAAAUCUCAGUCCUUCAGGAGGAAAAGAGGCAACUCGUCUCUCAGUUCAAAAACCAAAGUGACAAUGAGGACAUGAAUGAUAUGGUCUGGAGGAGAGCUGAUAGCUUGGAAGGUUCUGAUAUUGAGCUGAACACUGAGGAGGAACUAAAGAGCAUAGUGCGGAGCGACCCCACCGACCUUAGGGAGUUCAGGAAACUGACUGAAGAGAUGCAAGCAUUGGAAAGAACCAUCAAGGGUGGACAUUUGCAGGCAUGUCAUGGGAAAAGUCAGAGCCCUCUGCAUGACAAAGCUGUCAAGUCAGUGGCAGUUGGAACUGAUAAAGAUAUCAGCUUGUCUAAACCCACAAAAGAAAACAAAUAUGUGUACACUGAUCAGGUAGAGAUGAGGUCCAUUGCAACAGAGGUUUCUGAAGCUAAUCUUGGAAUUUACACAGAGCGGGAAGCAGAGCUUGAUGCCCAGCAGCUAAUAAUUGGUGCCCUGAAGGAGAGAAUUUGUCACUUAGAAGCAGAAUUGAAAGAAUCAGCCCUUCAGACAGAGAUGAGCCGUCUGAAACUGGAGCUGCAGGCUGCAGGAGUUAGGAACCGAGCUGAUAAAGCAUCUCUUGCUAGACCAUCCACUGCGAGCACAGGCAUUGAAGUAAGGCCUCACACCACAAGCCAAGGAGUUGGUAAUCAUACAGAGGUCCAGGAUAGCAGCACAGGGGAGGCAAUAGAGAUGAAGACUGUGGGAAUAUCUUGUUGUGGACCUGAGCUGAAGAAUGUUUGCACCGGACCAGAUGUACCCAUGAGCUACUGGGAGGUAAGAGAGCGAGUUGAAACCAAAGAAAAGGGUGUGGGGAUCCAGGUUGCUACAAACAAACAAGGAGUUGGGACAGAGAUAAAGUUAUGCGAUGCACAAACCAACACAGACGUACCAGUGGAGAAUCUGGGGUCUAAGAAAAAGACUAAGUGCCACUCAGUGGCUUGUGGGGACUGUUCUGUUGAUGUGAUCAUCUGUGAACCAAAGGAACUGAUUUCUCAGGGUAUGAUCACAGAUCCAGUCAUAGGAGUUGAUCUGGGAAUCAUGGCGUCACCCCAGACAGCUUCCCAGCGUACCAACACUGUAUCUAACUCAGUGUCUCGCUUUACGAACACCAGACAUGCCUUCAACACAGACUCCAGCACUAACACUCUCCUCACUACCCAAGACAAGCACACAAACACCACUCACACUGUUACCAGGUCUGUGUCUGUGGGGAACAGAGUCAGAGACAUCAAAUGCACCCCUGAGACACGUACAAUUGGUGUAGGAACUACAAAUCUGUUAGGAAAUACCUUAAAACAAACACCAGUGACAGUCACCAAAGUAACCCGAGACACUGGUGUUGGGUUCACAAACAUUAAUGAGAAUUUCCUGGUUGGACUGAAAACUCGAAAUAUGGCCUCUGGACCAUCCCAUCUACCUGACCCCAUCAAGACAAGAAGCAUUGGUGUAGGGGAGGGGAGGAUAAGAGAUUUGUCAGUUUCAUCCAGUGCACCUGGCCAGAAUUUCCAGCAAUCCAUACAGUCCCAGUGGGACCCUGAGCUGAACCAUUACAUAGAAAAGAUGCAGAAGCUCCUUGGGGAGCAUGGAGACCUGCUCACAGAGAACUGCACCGAGCAGUACAGCAGUGGAGGAAAUAACAACUCCAAGCUAUCCUGCAAUUACAAAGCUGCAGCACAAGGAGGAACAGAUGUCCAUGGUUUAGAUUCUCAGCCAUCAGUCAGCAAAGAGUUUCAGUCUCCAUCUCAUCUUUCAGUCAACUCUCCUAAAUGUGACAAAGCAAACCCAGGGAUCUGCCAACAGGGUGGUAAUGAAUCUGAGGUGAAAAGAAUGAUACAAAUAUUAGAGCAACAGGCAUCCUCAGCUCUGCAAGAUAGGUCUAGCGUGCUGCGUUCUGUGAAGAAGAAACAGAAUGGUGACCAAGGCUGUAGCAGCAACAGGAAGAGCAUGAAGUUUAUGAGGGUGACCACAGGACUAGACCCAAUGCCUUCUUACGAGCUCUCUGUAAAUGAGAAGGUUCACUCCGAGGAAGUGGAAAAGAGAGGAAACAAAAAAGUACGGGAAGCUUCUCAAGAUGGAAUGCAAGCAAGAAAGGGCAAAAGUGGCUUCAACAAGGGAUCGAAAGGGUCUGUAAAGUCAAACACACAACAGAGGUGUAAGUUAAGUGACAAGAUUUUUUCUGCUUGUCAAGCCUUAAAGAUGCACCUGAGUGAUGACACGGCUCUAUCCAGUAGGGAAUUGCCUGACUGUCUACAAAUACUCCAGCAAGAGUGGUUCUCUGUGUCCAGCCACAAGUCAGCUAUACCUGACACUGUGGAAGACUACCUGUCAGCAUUUCGGGUCAUUUCACCCUCUGUAUUGCUACACAUCGUUAAUAUGGCUGAUAGCAAUGGAAACACAGCUCUGCACUACAGUGUGUCUCACUCCAACUUUGGCAUUGUCAAGAAAUUGCUUGAUGCAGAGGUGUGUAAUGUGAAUCAACAGAACAAAGCAGGUUACACGCCCAUCAUGCUGGCUGCACUUGCAGCUGUGGAAACUCCAGAGGACAUGAGAGUUGUGGAGCAGCUCUUCACAAAAGGAGAUGUCAAUGCCAAGGCCAGCCAGGCUGGUCAGACAGCUCUGAUGCUGGCUGUGAGCCAUGGUAGAAUGGACAUGGUGCAGGCACUCCUGGCACAGGGAGCGGAGGUCAAUCUCCAGGAUGACGAGGGCUCCACUGCACUGAUGUGUGCAAGCGAGCAUGGCCAUGCUGACAUCGUUAAACUACUGCUGGCACAGCCAGACUGUGAUGCCACCCUGACUGACAGUGAUGAAAGCACAGCCCUGUCCAUUGCACUAGAGGCAGGACAUAAUGACAUUGCAGUGCUCCUUUACGCUCACGCCAACUUCUCCAAAGGACAGACGGGGGCAGCUGCUCGUCACAGUGGAAAGUCUCUCUCCUCCUCUGGUGGUAGAAAUAUUUUUGAAUGAUCUGAUGCCCCAAAGCCUGAAUGGAUUUUUCAUGAACCCAAUCAAGCUUAUGAAUCAUGAGGUGAUUCAGUAUCAGAGCCUCCAUAACAAAAGGCAAACAAAGUUAGUCAGACUGAUUGUUUAACAAUCAUAAUUCAGAAUAUACUCAUUCUCCAGUAUCCUGUAUUCUCGUAUAGCAUAUGUAUACAUGGCAUAGUGUGUAUUGUAUAUUAAGGUAAUAUAUGCAUAGCAGAGUAUAUUACUCACUACUACUAAUGUUGUAUCCUGCAGUCAUUUAUUAUACAUCACUUCAAAGGUUCUUUAAUCAUUUUAAUUCAGUUUUUUGUAAAUACUAUUUAUAAUUGCAAUAUUUUAUGACUUCAAAAAUAAGAUACAAAAAGCAUACAGUACAGAAACAUCAAACUCAAAGAUUAAUGACUAAGUAUGUAAAUUAAUACAAAAUAGAUAGUAAAUAGCUACAAAUAGAAGAAAAAAAAAGUUAAAAGGUUGAUUGAAAAAGACUUUGGGAACUUUGUAUUUCCACAUUUUUAUUGUAAUGUAAGAGAAAAGUUUUAUUUGUAUUUAUAAGAUAAUACUUUGCUCUAUCUGUACUGCUUUAUUAGAGACUCAUGGUGCAUGCAAUUAACAUGCAUCUGCAGCACUCCUUUAUGGAUAUGUUGCUGUUGAUAAGCUGAAGGAAUAUUUCAGCACUUUGGGAAAUCUGCUUAUUUACUUUCUGACUGAAAGAUAAAUGAGAGGAUUGAUACAAUUACUCUUUACGUGGUGUCUACAUUGUAAUGUAUAGUUUUGACACUGAUGAAGGCUGCACAGCUGAAUGAUUUCUCCUCUGUGAAUAAAAUGACUUCUCAUUACUAA
Messenger RNA from Lates calcarifer (barramundi perch), 4686 nucleotides. It is a transcript of the gene kank1b, whose product is annotated as KN motif and ankyrin repeat domains 1b. The record is from RefSeq and is a predicted model, not a curated record. Gene Ontology annotation, biological process: negative regulation of actin filament polymerization. Bases 1 to 3831 code for a protein of 1276 amino acids. The transcript has 11 exons. Gene Ontology annotation, molecular function: protein binding. Lineage: Eukaryota; Metazoa; Chordata; Actinopteri; Centropomidae. Gene Ontology annotation, cellular component: cytoplasm; cytoskeleton.